Molecule: messenger RNA, 2008 nt
Organism: Hyla sarda
Lineage: Eukaryota; Metazoa; Chordata; Amphibia; Anura; Hylidae
Gene: SKA3
Product: spindle and kinetochore associated complex subunit 3
Exons: 14
Coding region: 376-1962 (528 amino acids)
Biological process (GO): chromosome segregation; mitotic cell cycle
Cellular component (GO): spindle microtubule; outer kinetochore
Source: RefSeq, a predicted model, not a curated record
GGUUGCUAUGGGCGACUCAGCAACGUUUCCUCUGGACAGGUUUUGAUGGCAGCCUGAUGCUAAAAGACGAUUGGGGAACCAAUGAACGUUGACUUCUGUGCACUGACAAUCGUGUCAAUAAAGCUUUGACUUUCUCAACAACAAAAAAAAAAUUCAACUUGUUGGCGGCUGCGGAGGAGCCGGGAGAACGGCGGAUACCGGGAGAGGCUGCAGCACCGGUGGGGACCAAAUGUAAGCGGCGAUAUAUAUGUACCAGCAAAGCAUGCUGGGAACCACUAUGCUGACUAUAGGGAAGUGGUCUCCAACCAAAGGCUGCCGGGGCAUGCUGGGAGUCGUAGUUGCACAACAGCUGCAGAGUCACAGCCCAUCGUGAUCAUGUCGGUGACUGGAAACUUCUUUAGUAAAUUAAGGCAUUUGGCGCUCACUUUGGAGAAGGAGACGGCACAUCUAGAGCAAGUGUUCACACAGGAAGAUGAUGACUAUGAAGAGGAAUCUCCAAUGCGAGUACUGCAUGACCUGCGCUCAGAAGUCAUGAGCGUAAAGACUGAUAUUCAGACGACACUGGAGAAAAACGAAAAGAAAGGACAAGACCUGAAUAAUUUCCUAAAGAUCUGUAAGGUGCUGCAGCAGAAAAAUGCCUCAGACAUCCAACAAAUCCGAGACACCUUCCAGAACUACGGAUAUAAACGUCUAGAAAGUGAAACGCAGGAAAAUGACAAAGCUGCUGAAGAAGCAAAACUUGAGAGUGCAGAGGAGGACAAGGAGAGCUCCGAUCCACAAGGCCCUCCUCCCCCACCAGUCACUGACAAGCUGAAAGCCUGGGAUUUUCUGCGCGGCCCCCAGCUCUCAGACUUCGGUCUGUCUCAUUACCAGAUGCCGGCAAUGUGGGAGCCACAGGCCUAUAAGAAAGCUCCGGAAGAAAAGCCCAAGCCCUUAUAUAAGGACAUCCGCACAAUAACUGUGCCGAAGACCCCAAAGUAUGCCUUGUGUAGGGAAGAAGACUUCUCACAGAUCCAGCACUUUGGGAUUAGUGACUACAGUGCCAACCUGAAUGAUGACUAUACAAUAGCGCUAAUAAACAAGAAAAAGGCAAGCAGCGGUCCUGAGAAGCCAAAGGACUCAUCCAGGGACUUUAAACACCUGCUCGCCACCCCCUCACAUCUGACAUACAGGAACGAUUGUGUGGACUCCCCUCUGCCACCUGUGUUCUGCACCCCGGGACUGAAGGUGCAUAAGAAAGGAAGCUUUGAUGUAAAGGAUGAAAAGUGUAAUGGAGAUGACACAGAUGAUGCCACCUCUUCAAGGGACAUGAGAAGCGAUGUUUGUCAGUCUCUGAGAAGUAACACUGUGGAUUCCCCUCUUCCCCCAACUUUUUGCACACCUGGCCUUAAGGUUCAGAAGAAAGACCUAAGCUGUGCGCAUCCAGAACCAUCAGAAAGUAAAGCGCCUCCGGUGGUCAAGGCUUUAGACACCCCGCCAGUACCUAGCUUUGAGACAAAGUGGCUGAAGAGUGACACAAUAAGAACUCUGGACAUCACUGAACCUAUUAUUCCAAGGCCCGAUCUUUCCUAUAGUCUGGACCUAAAAGUAGCUGCUCCUCCAGUUUUACAAUCGGAUAAGUAUUUCGAAAAACCAACUAAGACCUCCUCACCCCCGAAGAUGAGGGAUUUCUGUAUUGGGACUCCACCCCGUCCGGAAAUGACUUCCUGCUUAACUGAAGAUCUCUUCAAGCACAAUCUGAAGUUGGCCUCCCCUCCGAAAGUAUCACAGUAUGAGAACGAGUUGUGGACACCCAACCGUCCUGAGAUGACAUCCUGCAUCACUGAGGAUAUUUCACAGAUAUUAUCGCGGUAUUGUGAAAAUCCACCCAAACCAUCGUGGCAGAAUGCAUCUGAGAAUAAAGAGAACAGGCUCUUCAUUACUUAUUUGGGACCCUGGAGAAGCUCCUGUCCUCUACAAUGAAGAGGAUUUACAGCUCCCAGCAGCUUUUAUUCAGAAGAGCUUUCUU